Pantherophis guttatus is the source of this 4033-nucleotide messenger RNA. The record is from RefSeq and is a predicted model, not a curated record. NCBI's taxonomy places the organism in Eukaryota, Metazoa, Chordata, Lepidosauria, Squamata, Colubridae.
GGAGGGGAGGGGAGGGCUGGAUCUACCGGAUCGCUCGCGGGAGGAAGGUGGUGCGCCGAGUGGCUUCUCUGCUCUUCCAAGAGCCGAAGCAGCAGCUGGUGGAUGAAGAAGAUACCAAUAAGAGCACUCCGGACAACUGAGAAUUACCAGCAACUUUGAAAAUGAAAGCAAAUUGAGCCCUCAGAAAAGCACACAAUUCUUCUCUUUCCCCAGUUGGUGAGAGACAAAGGGGAGAAAAUCAAGAAGAGAUUUCAAACUGGAAAAGUAGAGUAUGCAGAACUCAACAAUAGAUUACGUGAAAAGGUCAAAGGAGAUUAUUUUUUUCCAUUCAGAAAAAAAGGGAAAUAUCUAGAGGUGAGUGAGGAGAAAAAAGAUAAUUGAAUAGCCACAAAAGGUAGAGAGUAAUGCAAGCCUUGCCCCGUGAGGAAGAAAACAGUAGCUUGAAUCAAAGCUCCAUGCAACAAAAGAUCACAUAUUUUUGACUUCUUCAAGAACAUCAGUGGUGGAAAAGCUCCAUAGAUGUGCCUAUUGUGGGAAAAGCACGCAUAGCAAAUCACAGAUUAUGAAUAACAGGAUCCAUGCUGGAGAAAAGCCAUACAAAUUAUCCGAAUGUGGGAAACGAUUUAGUUAGAUUAUUCAUGAAAGGACCCACACAGGAGAGAAGCCCUAUAGCUGCUCCCAAUGCAGUAUUCCAAUCUGGUGGUACAGUAGAAGAUGCCCACAGGAAAGAAAUCGUAUGACUGUACUGAUUGUGGGAAAAGUUUCGUUGCAAAUUCCCACCUGGUGAUACACCAGAGGACUCACACAGGAGAGAAACCCUUUGAAUGUCCUGAUUGUGGGAAAAGUUUCAGUCAGAAUUCCAAUUUAGUUCAACACCAGAGGACUCACACAGGAGAGAAACCCUUUGAAUGUCCUGAUUGUGGGAAAAGUUUCAUUGCAAAUUCCCACCUGUUGGAUCACCAGAGGACUCACACAGGAGAAAAACCCUUUGAAUGUCCUGAUUGUGGGAAAGGUUUCAGUCAGAAUUCAAGCCUGCUGAUUCAUCAGAGGACUCACACAGGAGAGAAACCCUUUGAAUGUUCUGAUUGUGGCAAACGUUUCAGUUUGAAUUCCAAUCUGGUUCAACACCAGAGGACUCACACAGGAGAGAAACCCUUUGAAUGUUCUGAUUGUGGCAAACAUUUCAGUUUGAAUUCCCAUUUGAUUCAACACCAGAGGACUCACACAGGAGAGAAACCCUUUGAAUGUCCUGAUUGUGGGAAAAGUUUCAGUCACAAUUCCAAUUUAGUUCAACACCAGAGGACUCACACAGGAGAGAAACCCUUUGAAUGUCCUGUUUGUGGGAAACAAUUCAGUCAGAAUUCCGGCCUGGUGAAACACCAGAGGAUUCACAUGGGAGAAACCCUUUGAUCAUCCUGAUUGUGGGAAAAGUUUCUGUCAUAGGUCCAGCUUGUUGAUACACCAAAGGACUCACACAGGGGAGAAACCCUUUGAAUGUCCGGUUUGUGGGGAAAAAUUGUGAGAAUUCCAAACUGGUGAAACACCAGAGGACUCACACGAGAGAAACAAUAUGAAUGUCCAGAUUGUGGAAAAAAUUUCAGUUGGAAUUCUGAUCUACUGAUACACCAGAGGAGUUAUACAGGAGUGAAGCCAUACGAGUGACCAGAGUGUGGGAAAAGUUUCACUUACUGUUCUGACCUGGUGAAACACCAGAGGACUCACACAGGAGAAAAACCAUAUGGAUGUCCACAGUAUGGGAAAAAAUUCAGUCAGAAUUUCAACCUGGUGAACCACCAAAGGACCCACACAGGAGAGAAACCCUUUGAAUGUCUGGAUUGUGUGAAAAGUCACCGUUUUAACCUGAUGAGACACCAGAGGAUACAUACAGGAGGGAAACUGUUGUGUCUUCGAGGCUACCACAUCGAACGUGGAGCAUGCCAACGUAGAGGCGCAUUUGAAUUGCCUGGGUCAGGACGGGAGAGCACAGCCUCGCCAUUGGCUAGCUGUCUGACAGCAAAGUAUAUAAAGAGCUGUCAGACAGUAAAGUGCCAGGUCUUUCUGGGUUUGCCUCAUUCUACUUGUUACCUUGUUAGGUCGUUCAAUAAAGGGUUAUCAUUCAAACAACUGUCUCGCCUCAGUCAAUCGCCAACCUGCACUUAGUAUGUAAUACUGGUGACGAAGGUGGGAUAUCUGAGGUGAAUGACAGGCUGAGUCACGGAGCUGAGCGAAGAUAUGUUGAGCUGAAUGCUGCCUAGUCACUGAAGCAAUCUCCACAGCCACUUGUCCUUUUCAGGAUGGCUACACUGAACCCAUUUGUGGCUUUUAGCCCGGUCACCGAGACCUGGGAUGUGUAUUUGGAAAGAUCCGAGUGUUUCCUGCGGCAAACGAUCUCACCAAACUGUCAAGUAGCUGGAAGAGAGCUCACUUUUUAAACUCAUGUUGCCCCGAAAUGUUUGGAAUGGCUAGGGCUUUGGUUGCCCCUCAAGCCAUCCAUACCGUGCCUUGGAAAGUUCUGCUCAAGAAAUUGAGGAACCAUUACGCCCCAGUUCCAUCAUGAAUAUCUCAGCGAUUCGCGUUCCGUCAAAGGAUGCAGAAGAGCCCAUUAAUCAGUAUAUGGCCUCCCUACGGACCACCGCCCUAGACUGUGUUUUUCACGACCUGGAUGAUUCCCUUCUAGAGUAGCUAAUAUGUGGUGUGAACGACCUGCAGUUGCAACGCCACCUGUUAGCGCAGACCGAGUUCAAUCUCCAGACCACACUUGAUUAAACCCGUGCCUCUGAGAUGUCUAAUAAUAAGCUGAAAUACAAAAGUCUCAUUUUGGGGCUGUUCCUGCCCGCCAAACCACAGCAGUUAAUCACAAAGAUAACAGCGACCUGGAUGAGACCUCCAAUGAUGAUGGUGAUGUUAGCCGCCUCAGGACAUUAAUCGGAAUAAAAUGGACACCAGAAAAAAAAUUCUCUCAGACUCCAUGCAAUGGAGGGCAACCUGCAAGUUCAAAACCGCCAUCUGGCAUCGGUGUGGCAAGAAAAGUCACUUGGCCAAGGUCUGCUGUGCCCCUCUGCCUGCUGCUGACCAGCAAAACCAUUGGGAUAAGCCACCCAAGCGUUCCUACAUCAGACGACCACACAACAGAUCACAAAUAUCAAGGCAAGACUGUUUCGCAAUCUCCCGUGACCCUUGCCGCUGAGGAAGUUGUUAGCCAUGCCACUACUGGGUCCCCCAACAACAAGUUUUACCUCAUCGUCAAAAUAGAGGGUGCCCUGUGCAAGAUGGAGGUAGACACCGGCUCUUCAAAAUCAAUCAUUUUCUGGUGCACCCUCAAAAGGUUGGUGCUCAACAUUUCUAAAAAACGCUUACAUCACUGCAACAUCAGGCUUCAGGACUAUCAAGGAAACUCUAUCCCAGUUUUGGGAAGGGGCUCUUUUCAGGUUGAAAGCUCCAACUUCACUGGCCCACUGCAGCUUGUCAUCGUGGAUGGUGCCCUACCAGACUAUUAGGGUUAGAUUGGUUCCAGGCUUUGGGACUCAGCAUAUCUGGCAUCCAUUCAACCUCUUCAGAUGACUUUGCAGAGUUAACCAAGGAAUUCACAGACAUUUUCAAUGGCACCUUGGGUAAAUAUAUUUCUUUCCAUUUGGACACACGGGUUGCCCCUGUUCACCUGAAACCUAGAAUGAUGCCCUUUGCGUUCUGUCCAAAAGUGGACGAGGAGCUUGAUAAAUUAAUAGCUCAAGGCAUCCUAGAACCAUUGGAGAGCUUUUAAAUGCCGCCACCUCCAAUUUGGAGUGAGCGUGGUCCCUGGAAUAUUUCAGAACCUAAUGGAGCGACUGCUCCAGGGCAUUCCAGGUGUCAUGCCCUAUUUUGAUGAUGUCCUGAUCUCUGCUAGGAACCAGACACAUACUGGAGGAAAGCCAUAAAAAUUAUCCAAAUGUGGAAAAAGUUUUAGUUAGAUUACCUCCCUUGUGGUUCAUGAAAGGACCCACACAGGAGAGAAGCCCUGUAGCUGCUCCCAAUGAAGUAAACGCUUUUGCAAGUA